GGAUUAGGCAAAAUUUGCCUUUGCCCCGAGGAGCUGGCGAUGAUCGACAUGGCGCGUUUUCUUCUCGAUUUCCGGUGGCUGGCUUUCCAUUUCAUGCGCCGAGGAAGGCAGCCAUCCGAGACAGACCUGGCGAUGGUGAGUGAAAGAAAGGAGGAAAGCAGGUAAUGGCGACGGUACGGGCCUUUGAGUGUGCUAGCUAGCAAGACAGGUGUGGAGGUCAGGAGCAGGAGCAGGAGGAUGAGGACGAGGAGGCGUAGCAGGGUCGAAGUCGACGAAGCUGAAUUGAAGCUCGGGGAGUCGGGGCUUAGCUAGUUCGUAGGCGUCGUGUUGAUGGUGUCGUGCUAUUUUACGAUACUGCGGAGUAGUGAGACUGGGCAGGGCGGGCCUAACCUCGGGCAAGUCGGGGCAGGGUUUGCUUUUUAUAGCCUCCAGUUUGUCAGGGGUUUACGUCGAUGGUUCCCGAGGGCCGGAGAAUAGAAGGGAAUGUGUGCCCUUCGUACGCUUUUGCCAAGCGAGUUGAGAUGAGUAGAGGAGGAAGGGAAGUGAAGCGCGGAAAUCAAUGUUCGACAACGCUUAGGGCAGUGUGUUAGUCUGGAGCGGUGUGGAACCGUGAUUACUCUGGAUGGUGAUUACGCUGGAGACUGAUGCUCGACUUCGCUUGAUUGCACUGAUGCAAAGCAGAUGCCUUUUUCGGCUCUGAUUCCUCGGUACAAUUCGCCUUAAGUGUUUCUGUGUCCCAUCCGGUGUACAUGCUUGCACAAGCGUACGCGCACACAUAGCUAUCUGUUCCUCUCUCCCUCUCCUCCGGUGUUCCCUCACCUGGAGUCUUGCCUCCCAAGAUCUCUCAGAUCGCCUGCUAUGGUGAUCAUUACUUUCACGUCUCGAAGCAAUUGUUAGUCACUCCAGCCACUUCUCCUGAUCAGUACUAGCUUUUCUUGUUGACCGAUAGAUAUAAUAAGUGCAUUCAGAACAUCGGCUUUUUGGAGCUACCCGAGGUGCUUCUUGCUAUUUUCGCUCCGUGAGACUAUAUCGAUGUGUUCAUCUGGGAUGCUCAUCUGAAGCAUUGGGCAUGCAAAGCUUCUGGUGUACGCUGGGUCCUCUCGCGUAGCUAUGCACCGGGGAGAUUAUAUGGGACCACUUUUGUAGAGUGCUUACAGCUGGAGUUUGACAGGUUGAAUCAUGGAGUUCGAGCAGGUCUGUAGAGAGUGUGAGUAAGAUUGAGUAAAAAUGACGCGAGGGCGAGGACCAGUGCAAGUGGGGACUGGGAUUAAGGUGUACUGGGACGGUGACGAUACGUGGUAUAGUGCAGAAGUGACCGAUUUCGAUCCAGAAACUGAAUGGUGCAAGGUUUUAUAUGAAGAUGGUGAAAGGGAAGAGUUUCGGCUGUCCGAAGUGAAGUAUAAAAGAAUUUCGGGUGGAAAAUUGAGAGAGAGAUACUUGGCGGAUGAUGCAGGACGUUUUUCGAGAAAGCUUCUACAUUACAUUCACAAUACUCUCGUAGAUAUGGCGGAUAGGCUCCCGGAAUUCGCCGUACGUAGGGACUCGAGGCAGUGGUGGGAAAAAUGGCAGGCCAAUGUGAAGAUAGCAGCAAACUCUCGCAACCUCUCGGGGUUGGUAAAAUUGACAACUACAUUUGGCGAACAAAUCAAGGUUCUAGACAUCGAGGGGAAGGUUGAUGUCACCACUCCAUGGUGGAAGGCUCAGAGCGGAGAGUGGCUAGCAAAAUUGAAAGAAGCUACAAAUUUUGAAGAUGUGGCUAGCCGAGUAAAGGACCUCCUGCUAAGAGCACUGGACUGGACUGCAGCACGAGAGCUCUUUACAUCAACAGGUGAUACACCGAUUGCGAUGAUGGACGAGGAAGAAACCGUGGUCAAGGAGAAGGAGUCAAAGAGAAAAGGGAUGGUUCCAGAGAUUGUUGUCAAGGAGAAGGAGUCAAAGAGAAAAGGGAUGGUUCCAGAGAUUGUGGUCAAGGAGAAGGAAUCAAAGAGAAAAGGGAUGGUUCCAGAGAUUGUGGUCAAGGAGAAGGAAUCAAAGAGAAAAGGGAUGGUUCCAGAUAUUGUGGUCAAGGAGAAGGAAUCAAAGAGAAAAGGGAUGGUUCCAGAGAUUGUGGUCAAGGAGAAGGAGUCAAAGAGAAAAGGGAUGGUUCCAGAGAUUGUAACUCCUCGACCGGCUCCCAAGGAGGUGCUUAGGGUGGAGGCCGAUAUUGUAGGCGAGGCUCCCCCUACAGGUAAGAGAAGGAAGAUUUCUAAGAAGACUCUUAGAGAGGUUACUAAGGACGCAGAGGGACGAGACAUGGAAGAAAAACCCCAGGAAGCCCCCGUCAUACAAUUGAAGGUUGAAGGCCUUUCAAAAGUCACUAAGAAGCGCAGGACGGGAGAUGGAACCAAAGGCAAGUCUUCAGUGCAAGUCCAGAAAGAGUACAGAAUACUUGACUCGAACAGUCAUAUCUCCACCAUGCCACCCUGUAAUCACAUCGGACCUCCAGACGUAUUUUCUCGUGGCUCAGAGGGUAAUAGUUAUAAUUUGGCUGAGGAAGCGCACGAGGAACAUGUGCAAAUUUAUAAGUCAGACAAUUUGCUGAACGAGACUUUUGUUUCUGGAACUGUUGUUGGAGGGAAGAAAAUACGUGGUAGGAAGAAGAAGAAGCUCCAGGAUGGGGGGAAAAUGAAUGCAGGAAGUUUACGAGAAGCGUUUUUCCUCUCUGAAGCUCAUGUUAUUGAGAAGAAGAAGAAGAAAAUGAACCAUGCUGCUAGCUUAGCUGAAUUCAUGCACUCCGAUGAUGAUGAAAUCAUUGGGAGACGAGGUGCAGGUACUGUGAUCACCAAGGAACUUUCGGAACAAAAGGAUACCCAAGGUAUUCACAAAGGAGAACACCUGGUAUCCAACGGAUCAUCAGGUACUAAGAUUGUCGCAGAUGUUGAGGAUGAUUCUGAGACCACGGUGUCUGGUUUGAAAGGGGAUCAGGACUGGAAUCCUACAAAGCCUAUGGUUUCGUCCUGGAAACAGAAGGAUACUGUACCGGAGACUACAGCUUCAGAGACCAGAUUUGAGGUCAAGAGGAAACGAGGGCGUCCUCGGAAAGCAGUGUCAGCAAUUGUUGAGGUCGGGUCGAGGGUCAAGGACCAUGCCGGUCUAAACCCUCCAGUUCGACCGUUGUCCUUUAAGGUUGCGAAGACACAGGAUAAGCAGCUGUCGGAUAAGAUGCAAAAUCAGAUAUCGGAACAAUGCUCACAAAUUGAGGAUUCCUGUCCCAUUGGUGAGUCAGAAAUUGUUGUAGGAGUACAAGAGAAACAGGUACGACUCAAGAAACGAGGGAGACCUCGAAAAGGGCACCAGCCUCAACCUGUAGAUUCUCAGGCAAACAAAAUGAUGAUCGGUCAUGUGGUGGAAGGGACAAAUCGAUGCCAGAAUGUUGACAAGAGUUUAGAGGAUGUAGAGACGGUAAGGCCAAGAAAGCGAGGUCGUCCUAGGAAGUCCGGACUACACGAGCCGUGUCCCGUCCCAUUGCAGACGCUGGCUCCUCCCGACGAGACUGAGAAUGAAAGCGAGGAGUGUGGUUUUCUUGUUGAACCAGUCACACAAAGGCUGCUUUUAUGCGCUGCGACCGUGCAAGGGGAUGAUACAAAUGUGACUCUUUGUAGGAAAGAAGACGGUUUAAAAGACGUGGCCAGAAAAGUGUUGAAUCCAGACUCUGUCAGUUCCGCGCAGGUAAAUAGGACAGAUGUGUGUGGUGCCAAGGUGGAUGAUGUUGCAAUUCGAACCAUGGUAACCACAUUGACCCCCACUCAGAAGAAGCGGGGUAGGCCCCGGAAAUCUUCAGUUCAGGUAGAGUGUUUGAGUAGUCUUGAAGCCACACCGCCACCAUCAGCAUCUCCUAUCUUGCCCUCUCUAUUGAAAGAGGACAAUAGCAGGAAUGAAGGUUUAGUAAGCUACAAACGACGUGCUAGAUCUUACCGAAAUGGUGGAGGUUCGGCUAAGAAACUCCAGAAAGGGAUUGUAGGAGAGCACAAAACUCAAGAUCAAUCAUCUGCGUUGACAAGAUUUGUCUUCCACGACGAAGCUGCAACAACUGUAGCCCCUUCGGUGCUUGUGUCCUCUGUGUCUGCUGAGUAUGUACCAGAAAUUACAGUUGGCACGUCAGCGACCGGUUCAUCCCCCGAUGUUGCAGAGGAUGCGCCAUUGAACUCGUCAAAGCCCGUUGCUACAGAUGUUGCAGAGAGGAAGUAUUCUAGACGACAUUUCCGAAAAUCCCCUGGAAGGCCACCGAGAAAAGUUGUCCAAGAUGAGAGCCAACAGAUAUCCACUUCUCCUGUUAUUUCACAAUCAGUAACCAAACCUGUGGUCCUUCGGGAAUCAGAGCCUGAAUCGCAGCCGACAUGGACAGAGGUCCGCUUAACGGUUGGGAAAGAUGUAGCAACCGGAUCAAUAUAUUCAAAAGGUCAGCUUUUCCAGAAUGGUGGAUUACCAGUUGUAGUUGAGGAACAAGGAAACGGAGAUGCGUAUUAUAAGAUUACAUCCGAUGCCGAGGAAGCAGUACGACCUGCGCUGAAAGGGAAUACGUCAGCUGCGAACAAUAUCUCUCCCAGGAGGUUUAAACGACAAGGGUCAACACCAUUGUCGAUUGAGCUACAACAUUCAAAGAAGCAGCAUGGAGCUAUUCAAUUAUCUGUUCGAGCUGAUUCACACAAUGAUGGCCAUUCGGUGGUUGCGACUGAGACUGAACUUGUAAAAACGGGUAAGAAGCGAAAGUGUGGCGACACCGGAAAACUUUCAGAAACGAGAACAGGAACGAGACAGGAAGGACGAGAAGGAAUCAUCGUCAUACAAGGUAAAGUGAAGAAUGGGGUUAUAAAUGGAGGUGUACAGUCAGUGAAUCGGACGAAUUCUCUUUUGAUCACAGGAAUGACGUCGAUACAGCGAACUGACCGCAAAGCAGGGACGAAUGAAAUCCAACAACUUCGACAAUUCCAAGCAGCCAACCAUAUCCUGCAAGUUCCGGAAGUUGCAGGCGAUGAACUUUAUGAACCCCGCUCUCAAAGUCAAGUAGAAAGUGGAAUAUUGUCGGCUCCUCUUCAUGGGAACGGUAACCAGCUUCAAACGCGUUCAUCUGGAGACGAAUCAUGUGCAAGUCCUGCACACCCAAAGUCUGACAAACCUCAUACUGAAGGAAGGCAAGAUGCAAUUGCAGAGCCAAUGAAGAACCAAGAAUACACUCAAGAAGUCUGCGUGGCACUUCAGCCUGAAGCUGAGCCUGAGUACCCGUCGUGGGGAGAAAGACUUUGCUCUGAUAGUGAGGACGAGUUUGAAACUGGGACAGGUUGUUAUGAUGAGUGCCCAAGGGACAGCAAUACAAUGGUGAAGGGCUUCGAACAGGAACCUUUGAAUCUAAGAGGUCAUGAAGAAUCCUCAUCAGGGAAUCCAAAAACAAUGGAAAGAGUCACAGCAGUACUAGAAGAAGUCACGCCUGCUAAUGAUAAGGCGACAGCGCGUAAGAAAGUCUGCGAGCUGACUGCUUCUGUAGAUGUAAAAUCACAGUCCAUCGACACACUUAAAGAGGAACAGCCGACAGCAGGUCGUACUAUUGGUGAGCUGACUGUAUCUACAGAUCUCAUUUCACAGGCAAUGGAAACAUGUGCGGACAAAGUAUCAAACGUAGUUUCAAACUUCGAUACCGAAUCCGGGCAACUACACGGAGGACAGGUGCUAGGACAGAUAGGCGAGGAGAAUACUCCAAAUCAGGACCAGAAAAGCGUCCCACCUGAACUUGUAUGCAACAUCUGUAAUUUUAAAGAUGCAGAGGAUCAAAUGCUCCUUUGUGAAGAUGCACAAGAACGUGGCUGCACAUGUGCUAUCCACACUUUCUGUCUAACUCCUCCACUCCAAAAAGUACCGACAGAUGCCUGGACCUGUCUUCAUUGUGCACUUAUGGCAACUCAUAAUAAGAACGUAAAGAUAUGCUCCCCGAAAAGGUUUCCACCUAAGAGGAUUCAAGCUGUCAUUGGUAGACGUUCAAAUCUGGUGAAGGAUGAGUUGAAGCGCACGGAACAUAAACGGAUGGAGUAUCUUGUGAAGUGGGAUUCCUUUUCGCACAAGCACGAUACAUGGAUCGAUGCAACUUGGUUUGUUGGGGAGCGGAAGCGAUACGCAUCCAUUUUUGAGUCUAAACAUCCGGAUCUACCGAAAAUUGACCUUUCCAAAGAGAUUGACGACACCCUCGUUGAUGAGAGGAAACCGGAGUGGCUACUGAUUGAUCGCAUCCUCAAGUGUCGUGGCAGAAGUCAUCUUCUUAAUCCUUCUGAACUUAAAAACAGCAAGUGGAACCGCGAACGCAUCCAGUUUCUCGUUAAAUGGCAGGGUCUGGAUUAUAGAUCCGCAACAUGGGAGGAGGGUACUGAUUCCAAGGAAAUGCAAAGAGCAGUCUCUUCCUUUAUUUCAAGACAUGAAUCUGCGGAAAAGGAACUGGUUAGCACACGUGUUGGAGAGUCUGUGGCUGUCAGCAUCAAUCGUCAGCCAGAUUAUGUAGGUGUUGGGAAGAACUCGAUGUAUGCUUAUCAAAUUGAAGGCCUGAAGUGGCUGCUGAGCAAUUUUGAAUCCAGAAGAAAUGUGAUCCUUGCGGAUGAGAUGGGGCUCGGAAAAACAAUACAAACCAUUGCAUUCAUGUCUUGUGUCAGGAAUGAAAAACUCAGCAGUAAGCCAGCCCUCGUGAUUGCUCCUAAAAGUACUCUUUCUGGAUGGGAACAGGAGUUGCAACUUUGGGCGCCUGGAUUGAAUGCUGUAGUGUACCAGGGUGAGAAGGACAACAGACUUUUGAUAAGGAAGUAUGAAUUUUACGCGCACAACAAACGACCUUUGUUCGAUGUGCUUCUGACAUCAUAUGAAUUGGCCACCCUUGACAAUUCCUUGUUGUGCAAGUUCCACUGGUCUUCAAUCAUAGUGGACGAAGGACAUAGAAUGAGGAAUAUGCGAUCAAAUUUAGGAAAUGUGCUCAAAGAGCAUCGGGCUGAGUUUCGGCUUCUUUUAACUGGCACGCCUCUGCAGAAUACUUUGGCUGAAUUUUUUUCACUGUUUCAUUUCCUCGAUCCAGUGAAGUAUCCAAAUCCGGAUAGUGCUGCAGAGGAGUUCACUGAAGCAGUCGAUGAUGGUCAUGCUAGUUCUGCUGAUUCAGAGAAAAGGCUGAAACAUUUGUCUAGAAUUCAAGAGCUGUUGAAACCCCGGAUGUUGCGAAGGGUGAAGAACGAGGUGCCUGGACUGACUUUACCUGGUAAGAAGAUCGUAGAAAUUUCUUGCGCUCUGACAAAGCAACAACGACAUCUGUACACUGCCAUCCUGAGGAAGAAUCUGAAAGUCUUGAAUGCGGGUGUGCAAUCAGGAUUGAAAAGAUCUUUAAACAACAUUCUUACGGAUUUGAAGAUGGUUUGCAAUCAUCCGUAUCUUUUUCCAGAUAAGGAACCACAAGGACUUAAACCUGAAGAAGCAUUAAGAACGAUGGUGGACGUCUCUGGAAAAUUAGUAUUUCUUGAAAAGCUUCUUCCCAUGCUGAAGAAUGGUGGACAUAGAGUGCUUCUUUUCUCACAAAUGACAAAAAUGCUUGAUAUCAUGGAAGAUUUUCUGAGAUUUAUGGGUCUCUCUUUCUGUCGAAUUGACGGAACCACCUCUGCGACAGACAGACAGAAGUUGAUUGCCGAGUUCAACCAUCCACAAAGUAGCACGUUCAUCUUUCUUAUCUCUACUCGAGGCGGAGGACUUGGAAUCAAUCUGCCAAGUGCAGACACAGUAAUCAUAUAUGAUCCCGACUGCAAUUCGUUUGUGGACGUACAAGCUCAAGCACGAGCUCAUCGAAUUGGACAGGAAAAAAUCGUCCUUGUUUAUCAACUUGUGACUGUGUCUUCCGUCGAAGAGAAGAUUUUAGAGCGCUCUAGGAAGAAACUUGCAUUGGAGAAUUCGGUCAUUACUUCGGGAUUUAAUGUCCCCAAUCACAUUAAAGAAACUGCGGCAGACAUCAGUACAAUACUACUUCAUGGUCUGAACAACGUUCUGGAUGAGCAGCAUGUCAGAGCCAGAUACACCCAGCACACAAACGAGAGUGUUCUGAAGCUACUUGAUCGUUCAACCCCCGGAUCAAGUCUGCGCGAAACUGAUGCUCAUGGUUUUCUUGGAGCUGUGCAAGGAAAUGAGGAUGUCAGUCAACAUGCUGGCAAAGAGGCGGCGAACCUUAAACAAGGAGGGUAUGGCGAGGAAUGGAGAGAGUUGUUAUGCAAGCUUGUUGAGCAAGAUGAGAAAGAAGAACUUGGGAGAGGAAAGCGGAGGAGAAAACAAGUCAAAUACUCCGUCCAGCAAAAUGUGGAUGGUCAAGAGGACGGUCAGGAGGAUGACGAGUAUAAUCCCACAAGUGGCUCGGAUGAAAGUUGUUCAGAUGUUAGCCUCGAAACCGAAGGACGAAAGUCAACUUCAGUGCCGAGGAAAACAGCCGAUCUCCAACUGGAGGUGGGACAAGAGGAAGACUCAAGGAGGCGCAUAAGUCCAGGUCCUUCGGUACCUAGAUCUGAUGCCGCGGGGAGAUCUGUACCCACUUCUACUGCAACUUAUGAAGUGCCCAUUGAAAUUUCUCCCUCGUCUUUGACUUCAGGAGUUUCGGGAUCGUUCUCUUUCUCACACUGUAGGCAAACUGGGAUUCUAAACUCUCCUGUCUUUCUAGGGGUAACAUCUCCUGUCCAAAUGGCUGGGUCCUACAUUCCAGUUUCAGGCGCCAUAUAUGAGAGAGUAAUCUCUAGUGAAGGUAUAGGUAUUCAUCUCAACAGACUCAUCCCAGCAACGGGAGGAGAUAUUGCAGUUCAAUCUGUAGUCUCUCCUCUGGCUCCAGGUGGUAACAAUGCAGUACUAGGCUACACGGGACUUUCUUUUGGAGACGGUUCUGUUCCUCCGGCAGGUCAAGUUCUUUCUUCAAGCAUCAACACCAGCGGAGCACCUGGCAUAUAUGGAUUACUUAGAGACAGCUCUUUGCAGUUGGCUGGUUCACACCGUACCUCGGGUAUAAAUAAUGCGAUGCAAGAGAAUUCAGGAUUACCUGGAGUGAACGAGUCCGUUCAAAGUGGAAAUUCAUCUCCAGCUCUAAUCAUGAAGAGUACGAGUUUUGGACAUUCCGGUACGUGUGGAAGAGGCAAGUCCGUUCAAGUUGCGGGUCCUACUCCGGGCAUUCCAAGUGUGGAACUUGGGUAUUCUUCAUCACCCAGAGACAUUUCAGUUCAGUCCGCAUGUCCACCUCCUAAUUCAUACGUUCCUCCAUGUCUUAAUCCAUGCGUCAAUAGUGCAGCUCUUGCAAGUUCUGGAUUACUAGGGGAAAUUUGUUCAUCUCAGUCUGCACGUCCUCCUACCCUCGCAUCCGAUGCUUCUCUUCCGCCUCCUACAACUACGCCAUGCCUGCACAGUUCGGGACCUGGACAUUCUGGAAUUUUAACAAACAAGGGCCAAGGACCGCUCGCAGGUUUGCAGUCCCCGCAGUGUAGCUCAAAUGGGGAUAUCCCUGCAACGUACUUAACAAGACCUCCCGGUAUAUCCGUUCCUCCACCUGAGAUAGUAGCUUCCAUUUCAAAUCACCCUCCAGUUUCUCAGGCGGCCGUUCCCCCCACAACUAGACCUGUUCUUAGCUCUGCCGGGCUGAAGAAAUCAGCAAGGAAUCGUCAGAGGCACUUGCAACUUGGAUCCGGUUCUUCCGUCGUAGGAACAAGUACUAGCGUGAACCCACCGUCUGCUGCAGCAGUUUCUGUUCUUCCAGCAGUUCACGUAGUUAUUCCUCCAGGAAGCCAAUCAAGUCAGGCAACUUGUAAUGUGACGGCACCAUACCAUCCAGUAGUGCAAUUAAGCCCAUCGGAGAUUCCUACAUCUUUUUAUCCUUCAUCCAGCUCUACGGCUACUGCUGUACCUACUCUCCAUUCAACGCCAGUUACGGAAAGACACACAGUUCUAACUAAUUCUGUGGGCAGAGUCGAAGAAGAGUCUACGGAACAAGGUGUUACUAAACACAGUAGAGAACCAUCUGUCUCCGUGAAUCUACCUAAUUCAGGAGUAAGUAUUCCCCCCAUUGCAAGGGCACAGGCACAGAGAAAGCCAUUAUGGGUGCCGAAAGGUGAUGCGGGUUUGUUCAUGGGUUCUCUGAGGAACCCAUAAAACAGUUAUUUAGCAAAUGCUUGAAGUGUGUACCACACCAGAUCCCCUUCGUGGAUUGGGAUCUGAAGCAGAAGAUGUAUUGUAAAUGGACUAGGUUUGUGGAUAAGAAGUCACCAGCACGUAGACUCUCAUUGAUGAAUUGAAAAUUAGGCUGGAUGAUUCUGAAUAGUCAUUACAGCCCCUCGCACAUUUAAGUGCCUGACCCUUAUACCUAUGUUCAGGGCAUGGGGCUUGUACAUAUAAAGGACAAUUUCAAACGUUCAGGCAGAGGACGCAAAAUAUCCAGAAUUC
Marchantia polymorpha subsp. ruderalis is the source of this 10455-nucleotide messenger RNA. Lineage: Eukaryota; Viridiplantae; Streptophyta; Marchantiopsida; Marchantiales; Marchantiaceae. The record is from the annotation of a GenBank genome assembly.